GGUGGGUAGCUCUCCGCGCUUCAGUAGGUGGUCUGCUAUGUCCUAGGGUUGGGCGGGUUCAGUCAACGCUACGUCGAGAAAGCGCUGAACAAACACCGACGAAGGAAUAUGGUCGAACGUCGUGCUAUCAUCGGCUUCUUUCUUCCUGCACUUCUGGCACAGGGAUACGCAGCUGCCACGGGGAGUGAGUGCGACAUCCGCUAUUUGGACCGGUGUUCAGCCGACCUGUUCUUGUUCGCCAGCAGGAACACAAUCCCAACAAACGAAGACGAUGCGGCAAAGUUUUGCAAAGUUCAGCUGGAUGCGGAGGCCUGUAGCCGCGCCUGCGUCGAGAAGUGCGAGCCCCGUGUUCAAGGUUGGAGCGACAUCUUCCUGGACCUAAUCAAGGAGGAGAUCAAAAAGCGCUGCUCAACAUCAUACAGGUACCAUAAUGAGUCCAUCAAAUACGCGCCCUGCCUGAAUAGCGUGGGUUCCUCUUUACACGCGUGCAUGAAGGACACUGUCGCCAACCUGGACAUUGCCUCGCGGUUGCCAUCGGAACAACGGGUCGAGGGCGCUUGCUGUCAUUACAACAAGCUGCAUGGGUGCUGGCGCAAGGCGGCCGAGUCCGGCUGCCCGAAGGAAGCGGUCGAGUUCUUGCAGAACGUGCUGCAGCUCUACGACGGCUAUCUGCUGGGCGACGUCUGCAGAUUGUACAAAUGCGACGCCAUCCAGUACGACGAUAAGCCGGGCAACGCCAGCCUGCGCUCCCUACUCACACCACUUCUUAAAGUUUUCGCCGCUUUAUAUGUAUAAUAAAGGGUACCUAAAUCAU
This is a messenger RNA of Rhipicephalus sanguineus (brown dog tick), 814 nucleotides long. RefSeq lists its product as uncharacterized. The transcript has 5 exons. NCBI's taxonomy places the organism in Eukaryota, Metazoa, Arthropoda, Arachnida, Ixodida, Ixodidae. The coding region runs from base 109 to 795 and encodes 228 amino acids. The record is from RefSeq and is a predicted model, not a curated record.